Chara braunii is the source of this 1035-nucleotide messenger RNA. The record is from the annotation of a GenBank genome assembly. Lineage: Eukaryota; Viridiplantae; Streptophyta; Charophyceae; Charales; Characeae.
GGCGUCUGAUUUGCAGGAUCCGACGGCGCGUUUUUUGGACGACAUGGUUCCUAAUGAAGAACUACGAAAUGGUGCGGCAGAAUGGUUGGAGACUAUAGAAGAUGGCGGCCGCCGUUUGCAGGAGGUUGUGGACAUUUUGUGUUCGAGCCAUGGUGAUUGGUUGGGGGCUGUAGGGGGGACAGUCACACUUGCGCCAUGGCUGGAGGACAUGAUGCAGAGCAUGCUUGAUAUCAUUUGGGAGUUGGAGGAGGGGCCGGCUCCUUCGCUGGAGGAGUUUGUUGAUUGGCAUCAAGCUGACUCGCUCAUGCACAGAUGCUACGACAUCUUUAGGAACGGCCAGGAUCGCUGUGCAGCUUUGGAGGCGGGAUUGUCGCCUGCGACAACAAUUGAAGACAGCAGAGGCGGCAACAGCUUCAGCACCAACAUCGACUGCAACGACAGUAACGACAAUGACAAUAACAACGAUAAUAACAUCAACAACAACAACAACAACAACAACAACAACAACAACAACAACAACAACAACAACAACAACAACAACAACAAGAAGGAGCUCACGAUUAUCAACUACAGCUCUUUUGGUGUCUUGAACGACAACUGUGGAGGUGACAUCGCUAGCAGAGAGAUCGCCGUUGGAGGUGGCGAGAACAUCAAUGAAAACGGCGGCAAUGACGAUAACAUUUUCAACAACAACAACGACAACAACAACAACAACAUCAACAACAACAACAACAACGAUAAAACCAACAACAAACAGCUCAAGAAUAUUGACCACAGUUUCCUUGCUGACGACAACUGCGGAGACGAAAUUGACGGCAAAAGGCUCGUCGACGAUAACUGUGGAAAUGGAAUUGUUGGUCAAAGGAUCGAUGAUAAUACCGGUGUUAUUGGGAUCGACGGCGCAGUUGCUGGUUGGCAGYGGAUGGGCGUGGGUUAGUUGGCGAGGAUUGGAGUUGUCCGGUCCGCAACUCCAAUCACGCAGGGGUGGUGRCCUCUCUGGCGGUAGGGGGACUGRUUAGGGUUUUCUUCGAUAUC